Molecule: messenger RNA, 1191 nt
Organism: Lactuca sativa (garden lettuce)
Lineage: Eukaryota; Viridiplantae; Streptophyta; Magnoliopsida; Asterales; Asteraceae
Source: RefSeq, a predicted model, not a curated record
AUGCUAUGGCGACUAGACAUCACCACCCAACCCACACAGAUUUUCGGGGGGGGGGGGGGGGGGGGAAGACACUAUAGCCAAGUAGGAAGACCACCGCCACGUUUCCGACCAUUUAUUAAAGACGACAGACGGGGUCGCCGCCCAGAAGUAUAUGCAGUGUCUGAGAAACAGCAGCCAGACAAGUCGCCUAAGAGUCGGUACUGUGAGUACCACAAAAGCAAAACGCAUGAUACAACUAGCUGUUCGGUACUAAAGAAGGAGAUGGAGGAGAAACAACUUAAGGGAGACCUGGUGGAGGUGGCGCAAAGCCUACGCGCCAAAUUCGAGGCUGAGAAUGCCAAGGGUCCACCCCGCGAAGGAGUUCAGCCCAAGGAGAUAUUCAUGAUAUGCAGCAAAAGAAGUAGGGAAGAACAACGGGGCGAGCAAAUCAUUAUUAAACCGUCAGCACGCGCGCUCACGUUCUCCAUACAAGAUCCCUGGUCGGAUGGCUGGAAAGGUGACAACCCUCUGAUAAUACAGGCAUCCAUCAAAGACCUGACUAUCCAUAGGGUCUAUGUCGACACCGGGAGUUCAGCAGACAUCAUCUAUGAGCAUUGUUUCCGGCUCCUUCCGGAUCGCUGGAAAGACAAUUUGCGACCUACGAUGGGUAGGCUGGUGGGAUUCACUGGCCACGGCCUGUGGCUGUUGGGCACGAUCCACCUCCCCUUAACAAUCACUAGCCACGACAAGCAGCGAAAGAAGACCGCCCUGAUAGACUUUGUGGUCAUUCGACACUCGGCAGAGCACAACAUCAUCUUAGGGAGGACUGCCCUCUUGAAGCUAGGGGUCGUACCUUCAACCAUGCAUGGGAUCAUGAAGUUCGACACACCAAAAGGCGAAGCCACGAUUUUGGCCACCCCGCCCACGGAAUUGCGGUGCUAUACAAUUAUGAAGCCAGCAGAAAUAACCAAAGGACCCAAGAGGCCCAGAGGCAAUCCUACGAAGGGGAAGGAGGUAAUCAAUGAGGGAUACCCUGACCAGCCGGUCAAUGUUGGGAGCGACCUCCCAAGCCACACAAGAAGAGCACUGGUCGAUCUGCUCAAACGCUACAAACAUGUAUUUGCUUGGACCCCCACGGAUAUGGUGGGGGUAGAAAGGAAGGUCAUUGAACAUAAGCUAAUGAUCAAACCAGAGGUAAAAGAGGUUAAGUAG